AGAACCUUCAUCCAAAAGAAACCUUUGCUGAAGAUGGACGCUUCCUCCUAAGGACAACAUGUUUAUUUUGGCAUAGUGUAAGUGCAUCCAUAGCCACAUAACACAGAGUUCCAAUACACAGACAAAGGUUCCAUCAUGGGAAAUUGUCACGGUAGCUGCAAUUACUCGGAGCGAUUUCCUCUGGGCGAUUCUUCCGUGGCUGUAUUACGCAGAACUAAGAACCACAAAGGGCAUGAAGUUGAGGACACUUGGAAAGCUGAUUAUUACUCAUUUGGAAAGAGAAGUUGCGAAUACGAGUUGACCAAAACCAACCGCAGCAAGCGUGAAGAAGAGAUAUCCAUCUCUAUCUGUGACCAUGUAUCAAACAAUGGCAAGGACGACGUUGAUUUUCAUAUGGACAUGAGAGUGGAAGAAGGUCUUGUUUUAGCAAAUCUUACUCUAAACGGACCCAGAUACCUGCAGCAACUCCCCGAGAGGAAAACCCCUAUGGCGCAAGGUGGGGUUUUCAAGUCCUCCUCCUUCUUAUACGGACGUGACAAUGACCGAAAGGGUCUUAUUGUCGUUUUAAGGGCAAAGAGAAGAGAUAACGAUAACGAGCUUCCUUACAUGAUGACUGUAAAGCACUAUUUUGUUUCUCCGUGGUGUUCUCAUGGCGUCUCUCUUCAGGCCAAGAUUCGCAGUGAUCGGAGUGAUGGAGGUUUGAGUUUUGAGAUUGAAAAGCCUUACAUGCAGUCCAAACGUGAGUUGUUGAGCAUAAUUGAUGGUGUUAAAGGAAAAGGGUGGUGCCCUAAUCCUACUAUUUCUGAUUUUCCGAUGGAGCUUUCCAGCAAAAGUAAUGGUAAUAAUGUCCCUGCCAUUAGCUUUGGGGGAAAGAACAAUAGUUCAGAUGCUGUUCCGGCCUUUUACACCAUUAGCGGCAAGCAAAACAUCACGUCCCUUAUAAGCUCAAGUGGAUGGACUGAAGGCAAUUAUAACAGUUCUCUCAUAUUUCAGGACUGUGAAUUUUAUGAAGAAGCCGUUGGUACUCUGAAGAGAUCCCCGUGAGUUGCUAGCACGGCACAGGUGUAAAACAAAACUCGAAUCGCAGACAAGCCACAAGUGGAAUUUUUGUUCUCUCUGUUGAUUCUUCCUUAUCUCGUAGCACAUUUGCUUGCUUUCUUUGAACGCGAAGAAUAUGAUCGUGUCACUUUCACCUAAGAUUAUAUA
This is a messenger RNA of Vigna radiata var. radiata (mung bean), 1206 nucleotides long. RefSeq lists its product as uncharacterized. The coding region runs from base 136 to 1044 and encodes 302 amino acids. The record is from RefSeq and is a predicted model, not a curated record. The transcript has 2 exons. NCBI's taxonomy places the organism in Eukaryota, Viridiplantae, Streptophyta, Magnoliopsida, Fabales, Fabaceae.